This is a messenger RNA of Camellia sinensis, 834 nucleotides long. NCBI's taxonomy places the organism in Eukaryota, Viridiplantae, Streptophyta, Magnoliopsida, Ericales, Theaceae. The record is from RefSeq and is a predicted model, not a curated record.
AUGCCGCCUCUUUCUGUUAAUCUCAUCAUCAUCAUCUUCUUGUUCAUCGUCAGUAGUCCAACAUCACAUGGCGCCGACAAUGAAAAUUACACGACUUGCCACCAAAAAAAAUACGACUGCGGAGGGCAAAUAAAAGGAAUUGGAUAUCCCUUCUGGGGAGAAGAUCGACCUCCGUUCUGCGGCGUUCAAGGUUUUGAGCUCACGUGCUAUGGCAAUGAAAGCACAACCAUAGUUAUCCAAAACCAGACUUUUCAUGUUCUUCGUAUCAAUCAAUCUGCCAAUAACAUGACCAUUGCUCGAGCCGAUCUGUGGCAUAAUCUUUGCCCUGUGGAAUUCAGUGACACGACUUUGAAUUUCACUCUUUUUGAUUUCGGUCCACAUCCGCAUGUUCUAAAUCUUACUUUGCUCUAUGGUUGCGUCCCUAACGCAUCUUAUGAUCACAUAGAAGCACGGGGUCAUUUUCAAUGCCCCGAGGUAGCGGGGAACCAGAGUAGUAGUAAUAUUAAUUUCUUCGUAGAAGACCUAUAUGACUCGUAUAUUCCGGAAUGGGAAUGUAAGAGCAGAAUCAGGGUUCCAGUUUUCCAAGAGGGUCUUUAUGCAUUUUGGGGGGAUGACCACAUGACUGUGGAAGAAUUGGUGAAGCAGGGAUUUGAGGCUGAUUAUCAUGAAACGGACAAAUUCCUGGCCUGCGACUCGUGCAAUUACUCUGGAGGGGAAUGUGGGACUGACACUACUACAAAUCAAGUAAUUUGCUUUUGCCACAAUGGACCUCAAUCGUACAUGUGCCCAGGGCCAGGUGUGUAUCUGCUUUUCUUUCCCCAACUUUUCCAUUGA